Closterium sp. Naga37s-1 is the source of this 804-nucleotide messenger RNA. Lineage: Eukaryota; Viridiplantae; Streptophyta; Zygnematophyceae; Desmidiales; Closteriaceae. The record is from the annotation of a GenBank genome assembly.
AUGGCCACCCUCUCCUCCCCAGCUCAGAUCUACUCCUCCCAAGCUCAGAUCUCCUCCUCCCGAGCUCAGAUCCACUCCUCCCCAGCUCAGAUCUACUCCUCCCCAGCUCAGAUCUACUCCUCCCCAGCUCAGAUCUACUCCUCCCAAGCUCAGAUCUCCUCCUCCCGAGCUCAGAUCUCCUCCUCCCCUGCUCAGAUCUACUCCUCCCGAGCUCAGAUCUCCUCCUCCCGAGCUCAGAUCUCCUCCUCCCGAGCUCAGAUCUCCUCCUCCCGAGCUCAGAUCUCCUCCUCCCCAGCUCAGAUCUCCUCCUCCCCAGCUCAGAUCCACUCCUCCCCAGCUCAGAUCUACUCCUCCCGAGCUCAGAUCUACUCCUCCCGAGCUCAGAUCUCCUCCUCCCGAGCUCAGAUCUACUCCUCCCGAGCUCAGAUCUCCUCCUCCCGAGCUCAGAUCUACUCCUCCCGAGCUCAGAUCUACUCCUCCCCAGCUCAGAUCUACUCCUCCUGCGCUCAGAUCUGCACAUUUCGCGCUCAGAUCUGCACAUUCCACGCUCUGGUCUACUCUCUCGCGCCCAAAUCCGCGCCCUGCCCGUCCGCGCCCUGCCUGUCCGCGCGCGUCCGCCCUUCGCGUCCGCGCCAUGCCCGUCCGCGCGCUCUGCUCGUCCGCCCUUCGCGUCCGCGCCUUGCCCAUCCGCGCUCUGCCCGUCCGCGCGCUCUGCUCGUCCGCCCCGCGCGUCCGCGCCCUGCCCGUCCGCGCGCCCUGCUCAUCUUCCCUUCACGUCCGCGCCCUGCCCGUCACACGCCCUAG